AUGAGGCCAGAAGUAGCUGGCAACGACUUCAAGGCUUCGCAGUCAAAGCCACCCGGGAGCGAUGGGCAAUCAGUAGUCCUUGGAGAGUCACGGAACCUCGACGAUGAUGCCAUCCUCAGAGCGCAAGGCCAUGCUCCAGCGCUGAAGCGAACGUUCAAUUUGCUUGGAACGCUCGGCCUAGGAUUUAGCAUCACAAAUUCCUGGUUAUCAUACGCAAGUUGCUUCGGUCAGAGUCUCAUCUAUGGUGGCCCUCAAGCGACAGUGUUCGGCUUGAUUGUGGCUUGCUUUGUUCAAUGGGCUGUGGCAGCCGGCAUGGCCGAGGAGGCAUCCGCGUUCCCAUCCUCAGGCGGCCAAUACCACUUUACCUUCAUCCUCGCUCCGAAGAAACACAAGAGGUUUGCAGCUUUCUCAGUUGGUUUGCUCAGCAUCACCGGCUGGUGGGUCAUCACCUGCUCUGGACUAUCCAACAACGUGCAAUCGAUCAUGGGCAUGGUACAAUUUGUCAACCCCGAUUUCGAGCCCCAGCGAUGGCAAUUCUAUCUGGUCUAUCUUGGUCUGCUGCUUGCAACACUUGUACCAAUAUUUACUAUUCCGCAACGGCACAUUGGGAAGUGGACGACGCUUUGUCUUGUCCUGUCGAUUCUUGGUUUCUUCAUUGUCACUAUCGUGAUUUUGACGAUGUGCAAGUCAUUCCAAUCACCCAGUCAAAUCAUUACCUUCAAUGGCACCAGCGGCUGGCCGGACGGCAUGGCUUGGUUCAUGAGCAUCGGCAAUGCAAUGUAUGCUUUCGCGAGCCUGGAUGCAGUUAUCCAUAUUGCGGAAGAGAUGCAUCAUCCCGGGAAGGAAAUUCCCCGCGUCAUAAACUUGACGUUACUAAUUGGCCUUUUGACCUCCGUUCCGUUCAUCAUCGCCAUGAUGUUCGUCAUCAAAUCAGUUGACGAUGUGCGCACGGCGAUCUUGCCGAGCUUGGAGGCGUUUCAUCAAGCAACAGAAAGCAGAACAGCGGCCUUGGGAUUGCAAACACUCUUAACCAUUCUGUUCUACACCUGUAUGCCAAGUCAAUGGAUAACAUGUGGUCGAUUGGCGUGGGCUUUCGCAAGAGAUAACGGGCUUCCAAUGUCAAGCUAUUGGACUGAGAUCCAUCCUUACUACCAGUUUCCGGUCCGCACGACGCUUCUAUCUGCUGCGUUCUGUGCUAUUUACGGCCUCCUGUACGUUGUCAGCACGCAAGCCUUCAACUCCAUCAUCGUCUCGGCUGUACUCGCAAUCAACAUCUCCUAUGUUGUACCUCAAGCUAUCAGCCUUGUGCAGGGAAGGAAGAAAACUUUGCCAAGUCGUUCUUUUAACCUGGGAGGGUUGGGAUACAUCUGCAAUGCUUUUGCACCCAUAUGGAUAUCAGCGAUCGGUACGGUGAUCUGCUUUCCGAACAUCCUGCCUGUAUCGGCUGCGUCUAUGAAUUAUGUUUCUGUGGUGCUUGGAGCGAUUGGGCUUCUGAUUCUGGGGACCUGGUACUGGAUUCGGCGAGACUUCCAUGGCCCGGUGAUUGACUGGGAUGUACUCAACGACCAGAACGCCAUUGACUAA
This is a messenger RNA of Colletotrichum karsti, 1584 nucleotides long. Its product is annotated as amino acid permease. The transcript has 8 exons. Gene Ontology annotation, molecular function: transmembrane transporter activity. Lineage: Eukaryota; Fungi; Ascomycota; Sordariomycetes; Glomerellales; Glomerellaceae. Gene Ontology annotation, cellular component: membrane. Gene Ontology annotation, biological process: amino acid transport; transmembrane transport. The record is from RefSeq and is a predicted model, not a curated record. Bases 1 to 1584 code for a protein of 527 amino acids.